AGUCACACAGCCGGUCGAUUGAGAAACCGGAUCAGUCUACAAGUUGACGUUAGAAAGUGUGACAGUGGAAAGCGCAACUUUAUUUUCCUCUUGAACAAGCAACAUGGGUGAACCUAAGGGAGACAUCGCUUUGAUUGGAUUGGCCGUGAUGGGACAGAAUAUCAUCCUUAACAUGAAUGACCACGGCUUUACGGUGGUGGCCUUCAACCGAACUGUCUCCAAGGUCGAUGACUUCAUGAAAAACGAGGCCAAGGGAACAAACAUCAUAGGGGCUAAGUCUAUGGAGGAAAUGGUCAAGCUGCUCAAAAAGCCGAGACGUGUCAUGUUAUUGGUCAAGGCUGGAGCUGCUGUUGAUGCCUUCAUCGACAAACUGGUGCCUUUAUUAGAGAAGGGAGACAUCAUCAUCGACGGAGGGAACUCCGAAUACACCGACACAAAUAGGAGAUGUAAAUCUCUGGCAGAGAAAGGUCUAUUGUUUGUGGGGAGUGGAGUCAGUGGGGGCGAGGACGGAGCCAGGUACGGACCCUCUCUUAUGCCUGGUGGGGCAGCUGAAGCCUGGCCACAUAUCAAGAACAUUUUCCAGUCCAUAUCUGCCAAGUCUGGAAAUGAGCCUUGCUGUGACUGGGUGGGAAGUGACGGUGCUGGACACUUUGUGAAAAUGGUCCACAACGGUAUUGAGUACGGAGACAUGCAGCUCAUCUGUGAGGCUUACAACGUAAUGAAGGAUGGACUCGGCAUGGGCCAACUAGAGAUGGCCGACGUUUUCGAGAAAUGGAAUAAAGAGGAACUGGAUUCUUUCCUCAUUGAAAUCACACGGGAUAUCCUCAAGUUCAAGAACAAGGACGGCAGUUUUCUGUUGGAACAGAUCAGAGAUACAGCCGGACAGAAAGGAACAGGAAAAUGGACGGCCAUAUCUGCCCUAGAGUUUGGUGUUCCUGUGUCUCUUAUAGGUGAGGCUGUGUUUGCUCGAUGUCUGUCUGCCCUGCAAAAGGAGAGGAUUGAAGCCAGUAAACACAUCAAGGGACCAGAGAAAACCAGAUACGAAGGUGACAAGGUGGCAUUUCUUAAAGAUCUCAAGCAGGCCCUGUAUGCCUCCAAGAUUGUCUCCUACGCUCAGGGGUUCAUGUUGAUGCGUGAGGCAGGAUCCGAGCUGAAUUGGGACCUUAACUUUGGUGGCAUUGCAUUGAUGUGGCGAGGAGGAUGCAUCAUCCGCAGUCAUUUCCUUGGUGAUAUAAAGAGUGCCUUUGACAAAAACCCUAAGCUGAGCAAUCUCCUCUUGGAUGACUUCUUCAAAACAGCAAUAGAGAAUUGUCAGGCCGCGUGGCGGAGGGUUGUGUCCACCGCCGUCCUGCUUGGAAUUCCGACACCUGCCUUUAGUACAGCACUUGCUUUCUUUGAUGGCUACCGGUCAGCGAGACUGCCCGCCAACCUCCUACAGGCACAGAGGGACUACUUCGGAGCUCACACCUAUGAACUUCUGGCUUCUCCUGGUAAAUUCAUCCACACAAACUGGACUGGACACGGAGGCAACGUGUCUUCCAGUACUUAUGAUGCGUAAAGAUGAUUGACAACGUUAUUCACCUGUCAUUUCUGAAGUGCUAUAAGGAAUUGUGGACGUGUGUGUCGUAGUUUUAUAGUUUAGUCUGGGUCAGGUUGUUCGGAACUUUACAUCUAAGCUGAAGUUUUCAAUUUAUUUUUUAAAAAUCUUUAAGCAUUCGGAGAAAUAUCAAUCAUUUUACAAUUUUGUAUGUUUGGUCUUCAGACAAACAUUUAAGUUUAUAAUUUAAACUAUUUUUAUAAAUAUUAUCGAUUUACUUUAAGGUUACAUGCCACAGUAACCUUUUAUAAUCUCCUUAACAAAAGAGUUCAAACAUUCAGAAAGAGAUUUUAAACCAAUAUCUUUGUGUUUGACUACAUUUGGACUAAGAUAAUUAAUUGGUAAUUAAAACACAUUAAAGGUGCAAAAUAAUACCUGUUAGCAAAAAUUUUCCAAGGGAAGUAAUUUUGAAUUAGUAGUGUUUUCAAGGGAGAGUAGCAUAUAUCCUGGAGUACAUGUAGUUGCUGAGAUAAGAAUUGUUAACAAAGGGAGAUAACUCAUGAAACAGAUUUCUUUGUGGUCAUUGUAUUGUAAUAUAUAUAGUUGUUGUUUUGUGGAAAAGAUAAGUACAGAAAAAUGUCGGGUAGUCUUCAUUAGUGACAUUUAACAACUGAAUUAUAUACAAUGUAAACCUAUAUAUUCGGAUCUUCUUACUAAUGCUUGUUAGAAGUAACCAUAUCAUUGUAGCAUUGUACAAAUGGGAUCAUCAAAUUUAAAGAUACAAAAAAAAAUACACAAAAAAAUGAAAAAUAUUAACUAAAACCAACAGAUGUCAUUGAAAUUGGGUCGAGAUGGACUGCCGUUUUCAUAAACUUGGCAAGACAAUCGAUGACGUCCAGUUCUAGACAGGUAUACAGAACAGAGCCAAGAUAUGAAAAUUUCAUUAUGUAUUGUUAUUGUGACUGCAACAAUAUAGCAUAUAGGUGGAUACAGAUCAAGCAUGCCCUGUUAAUUGUACUGAAUACAUAUCAAACUUCACGUGUGUUGAUGACCACCGCAGACAAAAUGCAUUGAUCAAUUUAUUUACCACAGAAGCUGUUCCGAGGUUAAUGUUUGUUAAUGCAUAUUCAAGUUGAUUUUAAAUUUAACUUCUGAAUAAGCAAUAAGUAUUUAUCAGAAUGAGGCUUUUUGGUGAAUUGUUACAUGAAAUAUAUAAUUGAUUUUAACGUGUGAAGGAGAAUUUCUGUUUCGUUAAUCUAAAUGAAGUGUCUUUUCAUUAUCCAUUGUUUUGCUUUCGUUUCAGUUUUCAUUGAAAUUAAAUAUUCAAAUUUUGUUAAUUUGUUUUGUUCAAUUAUGUACUUUUGGUUCCAAACAUAUUCUCAAAUUAGUGGAAACAAUCAUGUUAAUUUUGCUUGAAAUCCAUCUAGGAAGUUCUGUUUCAAAAAAUUCCUAAAUAUAUUUACCGAAGUUAUAUAAUUUUUGUUACACAUUUAAAUUAUAGUGCUACAUCUGUUAAAUUAAUGGUAAUAUAUAUAUUUAUCAAAAUCAUUGACAACGUUUAUGAUGAUGAUUUCUCCACAAAAUGAAUCUGUGAUCUUUAAAAAAAUAUCUGUUUAUGAUAAUUGUUAAAGUAUUCCUAGUUUGUUGAGAUUUUGGUAUCGUAGAUACAUUAUUUAUAAGAAAAUCAAUACUAUGUAAUAUUUCCUUGAAUCUUUGUGUUCGUGUGAGUGAUAAAUCAUAUCCAGAUGUCAACAGUGUGGUAUUAUUCAGUGUCCUAUUUAUCUUUUGAUAAAAAAUAAUGGGUCCUUCAUUUUCAACAAUCACAAAUUUUGCCAUACCCUGACCGCCAAUUUGACUUGAAUGUUAUUACCUGCAUGUUCACAAUGUGUAAUUUAUAAAACCAGUAUUAAAAAUUGGUUCAUAGUAUUUCAUUUUGCCAAAAUCAUGAAUUUAUAACACACUGAAUAGCCUUGAAUAUAUAGCAGUGUCAUUUUCAUGUUAAGGUAGAGAGUCCCUGCACUGUUUUGUAUCUCCAACAAAGAAGAGUUCCAAUUUGAUAAAUUGGGUUUUUUUUCCAGUUAGUUGCCAAUUUACUAUAAAAGUAAAGGGUUAUAACAAAGAAAUAUGGUUUUAAUAUUAUGGUUUUAAUAUUAUGAAUAUUUCCCUGUUUCACAAAAGCAUUUCCAUCAAGGGAAUUUGAUCCCUGAACUGAAAGUCUUCAUUAUAAGCAGGAAUGUUAUCCUCUGCACUAUGGGUCGUAGCAUUUGUUAAUUUGUGCUCCUAAAUAAUGAUGUACGUUAUGGGAAUAAUUCCAAAACACUUUUAACUCUUUAAACAGGGCCACAGCCUAUGUUUGUGGUAAUUUAGAGAUUUAACACAAAGUAUAUUGUAAAUGACUGACGUAUACUUACCUCAUUAUGAAAUAUUUUACAAAGUUUUAAAAUCGGGAUUUCAAGAUUGGUUGGUAUGUUCAGUGGUUCUUCACUCUAAAUAUUUGCAGUCUUCUUAAAUUUGAAUAUUAUUUUUACUGUGAAAAUAACAUGCACAUAAAUUACCAUGUGUACAAUAUUUGAUAAUAGAAUCAAAUUCUUUGUUUCGGGUUUGAAUUCUCAAUAAUCAAUUUUACAUUUGUAAUACCAUUACAUUAUCAGUGCAAUAUGAUUCCAAACUUAAUUGAUAACUACCAUUAUAGAAAAGCGAUUGAAAAUGACCAAAAAAAAUAUGAAUAAAUCAGACUUAAAAAUUGUUAGAACUUCUUAUAUUCAUUUCUGAUAUCAAUUAAUAUUUGAUAUUAUAAAAAAAGUAUGGAUCUUAGAGACAUAUGUUUGCAUCAUAAUCAGAUGUUUUUUUUGUUAAGUUUGAUGUUCGAACCACCUGUUCAUAAUACAAUGUAUUGGACCUGUUUUGUUUCAGUAGAAGCAGUACUUUGCUCUCUUACAGAGAUGUAAAUGUGAAUCAUGUUUUUAAUAUUAAUUGCUUUGUCAUUGUAAAAAACUAUGAAAUGUGCUCACAAAAUGUUGAGCCACGAAAAACAAUUUAUACAAAUAUGCAUAUUAAUAUAUAUUCAUGUACAUGAACAAAAUGCAUUUCCUAACUUUAUAUACAUUUGUAACACAGAAUAUUUUUUCCUGUAAGGAACACAUACAUUUGUGAACUGUAGAAUAUCUGCAUUAAAUGUGAAUGAUGAUCUUCUUUCUAAAUCUAUGAUUAAAGCUGCUCUUUGUAA
This is a messenger RNA of Mizuhopecten yessoensis (Yesso scallop), 4763 nucleotides long. Its product is annotated as 6-phosphogluconate dehydrogenase, decarboxylating-like. Gene Ontology annotation, biological process: pentose-phosphate shunt, oxidative branch; pentose-phosphate shunt. Gene Ontology annotation, molecular function: NADP binding; phosphogluconate dehydrogenase (decarboxylating) activity. NCBI's taxonomy places the organism in Eukaryota, Metazoa, Mollusca, Bivalvia, Pectinida, Pectinidae. The record is from RefSeq and is a predicted model, not a curated record. Gene Ontology annotation, cellular component: cytosol. The coding region runs from base 104 to 1558 and encodes 484 amino acids. The transcript is spliced from 13 exons.